Necator americanus (New World hookworm) is the source of this 5994-nucleotide messenger RNA. RefSeq lists its product as uncharacterized. Gene Ontology annotation, molecular function: cysteine-type deubiquitinase activity. The transcript has 41 exons. Gene Ontology annotation, cellular component: cytosol; nucleus. The record is from RefSeq and is a predicted model, not a curated record. NCBI's taxonomy places the organism in Eukaryota, Metazoa, Nematoda, Chromadorea, Rhabditida, Ancylostomatidae. Bases 1 to 5994 code for a protein of 1997 amino acids. Gene Ontology annotation, biological process: protein deubiquitination.
AUGCCCUUUACACUGCUCCUCCUGGAUACUGAGACUAACAAUUUUACAAGCUUCUACAAACUGCUUAAGGUUAAGCUGGAAGUGAAGAAGAAGGCUAGUUCAUCAAAACCUAUUCCCGAAGAACCCUGUAUGUAUUGCCCCAUUUGUGAUGAGGGUUUUACCGACCACGAAAGUAUGGCCUGUCACUGCGAAGACAAUCAUAGCGAAGACGGGGCUAACGGUAAACCCCAGGACUAUACUGUUUUACUGCUUACAUUUGAUACGGUUGGAGAAUUCGAGGAAUGGUUGCAUGAGCAGUGUGAAAGAAGUGGUACUAGUUUUUUCAGGCGAUCAAGUUAUGCCAAGGGCUCGUCGUACUCUUUAAGAUGCAAUCGGGCUGGCACAUAUGAGAAAGCAACCACUUCAAAGGCAACAUCUAGUAAAAAGGAUGUCAUAAGCUGUUCAUGUUUUAUGAACGUUCACAUUGCCGAUGAUGGUAAAGUCAACAUAAAAGGAUGUUUGGGGCAUGUCGGCCACGAUAUAGAGCCUGCGCUGCUCCGUCUUAACAAUACACAAGAACAACUUUUGAGAACUCUUCUCGAAGAGCAUUCAAUGGACUAUAUUUUGCGACGGCUCAAAAGGGACUACUCAGCGAAAACCUCUAGGUUGUGGUUUGUCGAUAGGUCAGAUCUUUGGAAUUUGACAACAAAAUUUGGAUUACGCCCUGGAUAUCGCCACAAGAAUGACAUGAAUUCUUUGAUGCACCGCCAAGCAGAGGAGAACGCGGACGACGGAAUCCGUGUCCUAGAGGUUACUGAUGACCCUAGUGGACGAGGAUUUCGUUUAAGUGAGCUGCUUGGCAUAAUACCUAGAAUUUUGGCAAACAAGCUCAUUUCUUUAGUAAUGAUCACUCCGACACAGUUAGAAUGGUUGAGAAAAUUCUCGCCACGUGGAAUUGCAGUCGACGACACACAUAACGUCACACGUUACAAUCUAAAGCUAGCGACUGUUUCAGUAGCUGACAACAAGAACCGGGGUCUUCCGGCUGCUUUUUUACUGAGCGGCACAAUGACAACAUUGGAUGUGCAGAGGCUCUUUUUGGAGAUCAAGAAGCUUCUACCUGAUUUCAACCCACAACAGAUAGUUACUGAUGAAGCUCCAUGCUUUUACAACGGAUUUCGAGCUGUUUUUCCGGAAGCACGGACUAAGCUGCACUACUGUAGAUGGCACAUCGACCAAACAUUCAAAAGGAGCGCCACCAGAUUAGUUGCGGCUCGCAUUCGAGGACAAGUAAAGAAAGACCUCAGUGAACUUCUCCUCAUUGCUGACCUCACUUCGUUUGAGUCACGCUUCGGUCAAAUUCUCGGUUUUCUCGAAACAGAAGGCCAAACUGGAAUGGUUAAUUAUCUUAAGGAUAAUUAUUUGGGCAAGACUGCCAGUUGGGCAUCAUUUGCAAACAAAGGUGCCGUGAUGGACACGACGAUGAUUAGUGAGAGGUGGCAUCUGCGUCUAAAAAAGGACUUCCUCCACAGAAAUGCCAACUCAAGAGCCGACUUUCUCGUAGAGCUGCUAAUCAGAGCUGUGGAGGACUUGGCUGAUUCAGCCGAAAUUAGGGAUCGCCGUCGACUCGCAGCAUCCUCUUUCCGUGUUCAGCAGUCCACUAAAUGUCAUAGAUGGGCAUUGAAACACUACGAGAACAGUCCUGAGAAGGUGAAGCGAGUGGCAGAAAAGAAAUGGGAACUUCAGGGAAAAGAUGUGGCGGAAAAAUACCAAGUGGUAUACUUGGGUGGAUGCGCAUGUAGUGAAUCCUUGAGUGAAAACGUUCACUGCCCACUCUGCGGUGUCUGUCCUUACUCUUGGCGCUGCAGCUGCUUGGAUAAUAGAGCUGGAAUCAGUUGCCUUCACAGACAUGCGGCAAAAUUAUAUGGAGGAGGCGUUGUAGAAGAACAUCCAUCUACUUCACAAGUCCAUGAAAUACCCCAUACACAGCUAAGUGAGACGAUGUAUGAGGUCGACCAAGUACUUUCCACUCAGGAUCUGGUCACGGCAGCUCAGGAGCGCAAACAACAACGAACUCAAAUAAGGAGUAACAUUGAAAGUAAAUAUGCAGUCCUGAGCGCAACUGUAAACAUUCUCGUAAAUACUGACACAGAAGAAGCGGCGGAAACGCUCAAGAAGAUUUAUGAUCUUGUUGAUCAAGCAUCAAAAUUAAAAGUCAGUCAGCCCUCUACAGAAGGAGUGCAUAUCGCUGCUAGGCCAGAGCUGACUAAACCCGGAGCAAAACCUCAGCUCACUAAGGCAGAGCUUUACACAAUUUUGUCACUAAUGGUCGUCGCGCCUGGUGAUCCCCAGCCGUCAUCCAGUUCUGUUGGUGAUAAAGGCAGUUCUCCAUCCUCUCCUGGCGUCCUCUUCAGUCCAUCAGGUUGCGGUCUUCCCGGGGGUGACAUGCAACUUGGAAGAACUACGAACAUCCCCGGUCCUGUUGUAGAAUCAGAAAAUACUUCUUCGACAGAAGAUCGCCCAGGUGUUGCAGUGCCACAGCCUGCACUUACCUACCCUCAAGAUGAAGUAACUCCUCAUGUUCCACUCGACGAAAAUGGUCACAAAUAUGUUGGCUUGAUAAAUCAGGCAAUGACGUGCUAUCUGAAUAGUCUUGUCCAGUCUCUGUACAUGACACCAGAGUUCAGGAAUGCGAUCUAUAAAUGGGAAUAUCGUAUUAGUGGUAAAUCUUCCUCAAGUGUUGGCGAGAGGGAAGCACGAAGUAUUCCCUAUCAGAUACAGAAGCUUUUCUUGUUGCUCCAAACAAGUGACCUAGCUUCACUAGAAACAAAGGAUUUGACUGCCAGUUUUGGGUGGUCUAGUAGUGAAGCAUAUGAUCAGCAUGAUGUGCAGGAAUUGUGUCGCUUAAUGUUUGAUGCACUAGAACUCAAAUGGAAGGGAACCCAGAAUGAAAAACUCAUACAAAGCCUUUACAGAGGAAAGAUGCAGGACUUUGUCAAGUGCUUGAAGUGUGGUCGAGAGAAUGUACGCCCCGAUGUUUUUCUCGAUUUGCCUCUUGCCGUAAAACCGUUCGGUGCUGUUGAAGCUUUUCAUAGCGUUGAAGAAGCUCUUCGUGCCUUCAUCACUCCAGAACUACUUGAUGGAAGUAACCAAUACUUCUGCGACAGUUGCAACUCUAAGCAGGAUGCACAUAAGGGUCUACGUAUCACGGAGUUUCCGUACCUGCUCACAAUCCAGCUCAAACGUUUCGAUUUCGACUACAAUACUAUGCACAGGAUAAAACUAAAUGAUAGGAUGACAUUUCCCGAUGUACUCGAUUUAAAUCCAUUCGUGCACUCAUCAUCGGCGCACGAUGGUCUGCCUCCUUGUGACGAGUCAGCUGGUUCAACAGUUAGCCCUGAAACUUUUCUCGUUGGUCAGCAGCUCGAUCGUCCUCACAUCAGCAGGUUGCUGAAAAGAGGAGAAUAUGUAUAUGAGUUAUUUUCUGUUAUGGUACACCAGGGAAGUGCUGCUGGCGGACACUAUUUUGCUCAUAUCAAAAACAUGGAUCAGGGUCGAUGGUAUUGUUUUAAUGACUCUCGUGUAGAGCCUGUCGGUCCUGAAGAAAUUUCAAAAAGCUUCGGUGGUUCUUACGGCGGUUGGUCUACGAGUAACACAAAUGCAUAUAUGCUUAUGUAUAGAAAGAUUAAUAAAUUAAACGCAAAUUUUAUUCGUACUGCGGAUUUACCUCAUCACAUUACUCAGCUAAAAAGUCAAUGGAGAGAGCAAGAGGCUGAACGAGAAAGGCAGCGACUUUACCAGAUGAAUCUUGUAAACAUUAAAGUGCACCUGAACAUGGUAUGUGACAAUGAAGCUAUGCUCAGCGAGCAAUUUGUUACGGAUAUGCCUCGAUCAAAUAUUCUCUGCGACGUUUAUAAUCAGUCGCUAAAAUUCUUCGAAGAUAAGGCACGUACCCUUUCUAGCACAGAGAAGGACAAUCCUUCUAUUGUUCGCCAUCAUAGUCGCCUUAUUCGUGUAACCAGCGAUCGUGGCUUGACAGUUCAUGAGGCUUACGUCUCCAGAGCUGACCUGUCAAAGAAGAUCGAAACCUGCCUAAUUCAAGGGCGUCCUAACAACAUCAUGUUUCUGCUUGAUGUUUGGAGACCCAGAGGAAUCCCCUUUCCCGUCACUCCUCCGAAUGGACGAACAAUUCGUGUAGCAAGAGUCGACGUUGCAGCCCGAUGCAUCCAACCCUCCUUCUACCUUUACAUUAGUCCAGACCUUCGCACGGUGAUACAAGUGAAACAACUAAUUGGCUCUAUGUUCGGUGAUGGGCAACGAGCUGCUGUUGCCUCUCGCCUGGUGUUAGAACGAGACACGCAACCAAAUGGCUUAGUUUUACUCGAUUCGCCUGCAACGAACUUCUUCGAACUGCUACAGCAAUGUUUCUCUGCUGUACCUCUGGUGUACUGCGACAACGGAGCCAAAGGCGAUUCCUUGAACGAAGUUGAAGAAGACAGAGGAAAGGCGCUUAACGAAACGGUGAUGUUCGCCGUUUUAGACAGGAAGAAAUUUGCUCAAUUUCUGACUGUGGGGAUUCCUUCUCCGGAUGAAAUUGUGCGUGCCCAAGCAACGAGUAAUGCAUACUCUGGUUCUUCGUGGUUGGAAGCUGUGGGCAACAACCAGCAUUUGCUGAAGAGCCCUGCUUCGUCAGCAGUUACUUCUGCUCCAAUGACACCUCUUAGUGGAGCAAGUAGAUCAUCUUCUCGAGCAAGUGACUUCAUUGGUAAUGACGGUAUGGGUGAUAUCGGUAGCUGUUGUCAAAACACACCUCAGAUGUCACCAAAUGUUUCGGAUGUCGACGAAGGGAUUGACGAUUCAGACUUGGCCUGUUCGUUGGCCGUUGUCGCUGAAAAUGACAAUGAAGACGUCUUCAAAUCUGAGCCUGGAACGCAUUCUGUCACAUCAUCUGAUGCUACACCAGUGCCAUCGUCGAGCUCAACUAUUGACAACUCUGUUCAAAGCGUAAUUGAGCUACCAACAUCUGUCGAAAACCUUCUUCACCUGGAUGUCGAUUCACGAUUGCCAUUCGGGAAAUUCAAAGUUUGGCUUGGAAAGAAACUAGGAAUGGAUACAUCCCAAUUUGUUGUCAUAAAGCAUUAUAGGGAAGAUGACAAAGGCUAUGAGUGCAAUAAUAAGGACGAGGAAAGUGUAAGGAGUGCCCUGGACAAUGUUCUGAAGCUGGGAGUGAAGCUCAGACCUCCUCUGAAAGAGGACGAGAAACUCAUUCGCGUAUUGCAGUUCGACUUAGACGACCCUAACCGUGAGAAUUGGAAAGUUCUUUUCGAAUGUCCAGCAUCGAAGCAAACGUCUGUUGGAGACUUAAUGUUGCAAUGUAUACAUCUAUACGCUGAGAUCUACGGUCAAAGGUUGCCCCUGAACCAAGUACGACUGCGAGAAAUGUCUACCGUAAGUCGUCCGGUGAAGGCUGUUUUGAAUCCGGCAGACACUUUGGAUUGUCGAGGUUCUCAGUGGUCAAAUAAUGUGUAUUUCCAGAUAAUAACAGAUGAACGGCUCAUUGGUAAGCCUGGGGUGCCUAUAUUGGUGCGUAGGUUUCGACCUUCAACCGUUGAAGUGUCUGGUUUGCAAGAAGUGCUUGUUGAUCCAAAUGCUACCAACCAGAUGGCAUCGCUUGCUGAAAGUGUUUCCGCCAUUUCUGGGAUUCCUCCUGAAAGGAUUGCUUUCACUGAGGUUGGCAGUUCAUGGGAGAAGUGGCCAUAUGCAUUAAGUCGUCUUGCUAUGUUAGAUGGUUCAGUGAAGUUUUACCUACACCCUUCUUAUGCACCGAAUGAGGUUAUCGAACGUAUAGGAGGAAGGGUAAUAUAUUAUCGCGACAUUGCGGAAGUACCAAAAGAGCUCUCAAUUGAGGAUAGAAAACAGAUUCAAAUCAAAGAAAAUGGACAAAAUAUGACUGCUGCUGCUCGCAGAAAAGAGCGACCACUACGGAUCCAAAUGAGUAGUAUCAGCGAACCGUGA